Molecule: messenger RNA, 1113 nt
Organism: Dovyalis caffra
Lineage: Eukaryota; Viridiplantae; Streptophyta; Magnoliopsida; Malpighiales; Salicaceae
Source: the annotation of a GenBank genome assembly
AUGGGGUGCAAUUCUUCAAAAAGAAUUGAAGCAACUGCAGAUGUCUACCGUCCACCGCCUUCAAGCGUUGCAGUAUUUGACAUCAACUCAAUUCAAGAACCAUGGCUUGUCGUCGACAAUUCAGUUCAAGAAAAGCCAUCGAACGUGCCAGCUCCGAUACUAGAGAAACUCAACAAUUUUGAAGCUGAUGCUCCUCAUUCUUGGGAUGAGGUUAGUAAAGCACUUGAAGACCUUAAGCCUACACUUAAUAACAAAACGCCUGUUGCCCCACCAGCAGCAGCUCCACCACAUAGGCCUGAUACCACAGCAGCUCAAGUUGCUAAAACCAACCAAGAAAAGAAGCAAGAACCAAGGGAGAGUGCUUCUAUCCAUACCCUUGAAGAGUUGGAAGCAAAACUAGCUCCGAAGCCUGAAAAUGAGUUGAAGAAAACAGAACCCAUUAGGACCCAGUUGAGGAAAGUCGAGGGUGUCAGCAAGCCCGAGUCAGCAGUUGGGACCGAGUCGGUAACCGAGUCAUCUGCUGCUGCUGCUGCUGCUGGUGGUGUUGGCAGGUCGGUGAAGGAGAAUAUCUUCAUACUGAGGGAUAGGUUAGAGAGGGAAAAGCAAGGGAAGCCUGUGAAGAAGUUGGACCUACUGAGUGGAUUCGAAGAGAAGUGUCCACCAGGUGGAGCUGACUCAGUCGUGCUUUACACGACGUCAUUACGCGGGGUGCGUAGGACAUUUGAGGACUGUACCCAUGUCAGGGCCAUAUUUGAGCUGCAACAUGUAGUGUUUGAUGAGAGGGACGUGUCGUUGCAUGGUGAGUUUUUGAACGAGUUGAGGGAUUUGGUAGGGGAAGGAGUGAGUGUGCCUAGGGUUUUUAUGAAGGGAAGGUACAUAGGAGGAGUUGAUGAGGUUGUUGAGUUGAAUGAGUCAGGUCGACUCGGGAGGAUACUGGUAUGGGCACGUGUGGAACGAGUCGAGGGAAGGCAAGCGUGCGAAGGAUGUGGGGAUGCUAGGUUUGUGCCUUGUUUGGAAUGUGGUGGGAGUUGUAAGGUUUUGGUUGAUGGGGUCAAGGAAAGGUGUGGAAAGUGUAAUGAGAAUGGGUUGGUUCGUUGCCCAACUUGUCAUUAA